Molecule: messenger RNA, 2279 nt
Organism: Chelonoidis abingdonii (Abingdon island giant tortoise)
Lineage: Eukaryota; Metazoa; Chordata; Testudines; Testudinidae
Source: RefSeq, a predicted model, not a curated record
AGCAUCUUCUAUUUGGAGCUUUGCAUGUGGGUGCAGCUGUGUUGGAGGAAGGCAGCCUUUUGCUGGCUAUGAAGAAAGUACACUAAGUGAGAUGUGAAAUGGCGAUGGGGUCCUUUGCUGUGUAACACUGCCCAUUGCUGAACUUAAAGAAACCUCUACCCUCUCCAUGCUGUCUGUUGACAUGGAAAACAAGGAGAAUGGCUCUCUGGAUGUCAAAAAUUCAGUAGAGAAUGGGAGACCUCCUGACCCUGCUGACUGGGCUGUCACUGAUGUCGUAAAUUACUUCAGAACAGCAGGAUUUGAAGAACAAGCCAGUGCUUUUCAAGAACAGAGAUUGGGCUAUGGGAGCAGGGAAGUACUUACUCUCUCUGCAGCUAACAUCACCAGUGUUGAGGCAAAGAUGAUGAAAUAUCAACUUUGCUGGGCAGGCCAUUGUGUACAGAUGGCUGAUAUUCGUCUUCUGAAGCAAGUCUUCUUUUCUCAACUUAGUCAUGGUAAGAGGACCUGCAGGGGACAGAGGAGACGCUACAAGAACACCCUGAAAGUAUGUCUUAAGAAGGGAAGCAUUGACUCCACAAAUUGGGAAGAGCUAGCUGACCAUAAACUAGAGUGGCAUUGCAUCAUACAUCAAGCCUCAGCCCAUUUUGAAGAGAAUCACCUUUCUCAAAAGGCUGCGAAAUGGCAGAGGAGGAAGGAAAGUGUACAACAUCCCAGCCAGAAGUUGUGCUCUCUCCAAGGAACCUUCUUUCACAUAUGUGGAAUAACUUGUAGAGCACAGGUUGGACUUCUCAGCCAUCUUAAGUCUCAUCAAUGACAUUUUCCCCUCAGCAGACAUGAUCCUUAUGUCAAUGGAUAGCCAGCGAUGAUGACAUAAUUACAUUAAUCAUGAUUUUAUAUCUGUAUAAAUCCGUGAUUAAUGUAAUUCUGUUCUACACAUAUAAAAAGAAUCAUGCAUGUUUGUUAAUAAAAUUAAGUGCUCACUCCAAAGUGAGAAGUGAAAAUCUCCACAGUGCAAUGAUGUUAGCCUGUCCAUAAUUGCUUUGCAGUUGUCCUUGCCAUGUUUUAGUGAGACAAUAACCCUUUGUCUUUAUCAGGCCUUUAUAAUAAGGCAUGCAAGCUUUUCGAGGGCCGGCUGAAAUGACUUGGAUUCAAAACCGGAUGCGUUUAAUUUCUGUUCCUCUUUUAAUAAGUGCUGCUAACUGUCUCAUACAAGUCGGGACCUAAUGGAAAACAUGAAAGAAGAUUUGGCGGGAGAAUGUACAGUAUAGAAGCAAGUUUGCUACAGUCCAUGGUUUUUACUGUGUUUGUCUCUUCCUGUUAGCAUUGGGUUUUUUUGUGAGAUCACAGUUUUUACACAACAGUUCAUUCUGUGUUUGUUUUGUUAAAUUCUUAUUGGUGCCUCUGAAAAAAUCUAUUUAACAACAGAUUGGGAGUGUUUUGAAAGAGGAAGCCAAGGCCAGAUGUUUUUCAGCUAACUAUGCCUCUUUUUCCCCUCACCAAAAAUGUAACUGAGGUAAUGUAGAGAAGAUUCUGUCAAAUGGACUAUUCACCUCUAUAUAGUUACAGACACAUAUAGACUGGCAUAGACCAUUUAAUCUUGGGGGGAGGGGUGCAUAUACAGUACAUAUUCUGUAUGUAUAUGUAGAUAAAUACUAUAUACCACAUAUUUAUUGGCUGAAAUUUAGAUUCACAGUAGAAAACUAUUGCCCCAUGAUUUAAAAAAGGCAACCAGCAGUGAGAUAUUAUGUGAAAAGCUGCCAGCUAUAACCCAUUUGGGGUCACUCUAUCUACCCAUAGGACAAGGUGUUUUCUCUGUACAUUACAUAUAUUUUUAUUCCCUUUUUAAAAGGCUCAUUGUCCUAACGUGCUGCAGUUUGACUUACCAUCUUGAAGAAGGUUCUCUCCUUUUAUUCACAGGGUGACAUUCAGAGGUGAUGUGGAAGGGAAUGUAAGUUACACGUCACACAGGGAUUUCAAGGCUCGGGUCAAAAUGUAAAACUGGGGUCUCGCAAUGAAUCAUCUGUUUUAAAUGAACAGCUCCUCACAUUCCAUUGCAUCCUCGACUAUUUUCAUUUCCCCACUCAGUCCCAUCCCCUUUCUUUUUCUUUUUUGUUGUUGUUUUGUUAUCAGCUUCUUUAACUUUGUCUUUUUCCCCCCUCUCCCUUCACAUUCCACACCAACAUCUCCCGCUUUCACUCUCAGUCCCCCCCCCCCUUGGCCUUGGCACUCUCGGGUGUUAUGUAAAAUAUCAGUUAUUGUAUUAGUUGAAAACCAUGAUU